This is a messenger RNA of Nelumbo nucifera (sacred lotus), 915 nucleotides long. RefSeq names its product Protein-tyrosine phosphatase-like, PTPLA. Gene Ontology annotation, biological process: fatty acid elongation; very long-chain fatty acid biosynthetic process; sphingolipid biosynthetic process. Gene Ontology annotation, molecular function: 3-hydroxyacyl-CoA dehydratase activity. Lineage: Eukaryota; Viridiplantae; Streptophyta; Magnoliopsida; Proteales; Nelumbonaceae. Gene Ontology annotation, cellular component: endoplasmic reticulum membrane. The record is from RefSeq and is a predicted model, not a curated record.
AACUGAGUUACUGAGACACUAGAAACAUGUCUCAGCUGUCUAACCUCUAUCUCUUUGCUUACAAUUCUCUUCAGGCUUUCGGAUGGGUAAUCUCUCUCUUUAGGGUUUUGAGCAGCUUCGCCUCAACCAAGUCCUUUCAAGGAGCAUACGCUUCUGCCGGAGAUCUUAUUUGUUUGCUGCAAACUGUUUCGUUCCUGGAAGUUCUACAUGGUGCCAUUGGUCUUGUUCCCAGUGGGGUGCUGCUUCCUCUGAUGCAAUGGGGAGGGAGGACUCAUUUCCUGUUGGCAAUUGUUAGUCAAAUUGUUGAGGUUCAGGAUCUCCCAUCAGUUUUCAUUACGUUUCUAGCAUGGAGUCUAGGUGAGAUAAUCAGGUACUCACAUUAUGCUUUGAAUUGUGUGGGAAUUUGUCCAUCUUGGGUUAUCCACAUUAGGUACACUGCAUUCAUUGUGUUGUAUCCUGUUGGUGUGGCUCUUGGAGAAAUGUGGCUUAUGUAUGAUGCACUUCCAUUUAUAAAGAAAAACAACCUCUAUGCGGACUUCUUUUCCAGCUUCCACUUUAGCUAUUAUUCUUUUGUCAAGGUUCUGCUUGUAUGCUACCCAUUUCUGUGGUUGAAACUGUACUUGCAUUUGUUUAAGCAACGGCGAUCAAAACUGGGGAAACUCCAUAGGAAGAAGAAAAAUUGAAGGUUUGGACAGAGGUUCUUUCAGUUGUACAUGUUGAUUAACUGUCAAUGACUCAAUGGUGGCCAAACUUAUGAAACCUGUUAAAUAGUUAGAUUGAAUAUUUAUGGCCCUAUUAUGAUCAUAUUGUUCUCAUUUGUGUUCCUUCUCAGUGGAUCUUGAGUUGAACCUUGUAAAGACAGUUUCAUUUUACAGAGGUUUGGCUUGGGAAGGGCUCAAGCAUUUCACUGCUUCA